This is a messenger RNA of Babesia microti strain RI, 750 nucleotides long. RefSeq names its product EBP2, EBNA1BP2, rRNA-processing protein EBP2. The coding region runs from base 1 to 750 and encodes 249 amino acids. Gene Ontology annotation, biological process: rRNA processing; ribosomal large subunit biogenesis. The transcript is spliced from 5 exons. NCBI's taxonomy places the organism in Eukaryota, Apicomplexa, Aconoidasida, Piroplasmida, Babesiidae. Gene Ontology annotation, cellular component: nuclear periphery; preribosome, large subunit precursor; nucleolus. The record is from RefSeq and is a predicted model, not a curated record.
AUGACCCCAGUAUAUAUAAUGGAGGAUUUGAUAAUACUUAAAAAAUUGGGAUAUGAACUGAACGAAAAUGAACGAAUUGUUCUACCUGAAGAUAUUAAUGAAUCCCGUGAAAACCAAAAAAAAAGUGAACCUAAAUUUGAAGAAAUUGAAAUAAAAUUAAAAGAAAUUGAGUAUAGACCCAUGAAAAAACUUUCUAGGCUACCAUGGAUAGAAACUCUUUGUAUAAACGAUCCGGGGACUGACGAUUUGGAAAUAGAUAUAAAUCAGGAUAAAAAAAGGGAAGAGUACUUCUAUAAAAUCGCAGCAAGAUGUACUGCUUUAGGUUUAACUAAACUUAAGACCAUGGGAAUUGACUUUUCGCGCCCCCACGAUUAUUUUACUGAAAUGUUGAAAUCAGAUAAAUUUAUGAGAAAGAUUAGAUCUAGGAUGGUAUCUAAACUAAAUUCUAAUAGCCAUAAUCACAAUAAAAAAUCCGAUCGCAAGAGUAAACGUGGGAAAAACGUCAGGGGCAAAGACAAAAGUUCUGACAAUGAUGGGGAAAAGUCUAAAAAAUCCUCAAACCUUUUAAUGGGUAGAAAACGAAAAUAUAACAGUGAUAAUAGUAAUGAUAAGGGCGAUAGAUCCAAAAAAUUUAAAGUCAAAGACGUCAAAUUUAAAGAUGGAAGGGAUCGUAAAGGUACGAAAUCACCACAUAAGGAUAAGGAUAGACAGAAGAGACAAUCUACUUUUAAGAAUAAAAGGGAUAAGUAG